Messenger RNA from Procambarus clarkii (red swamp crayfish), 9631 nucleotides. The record is from RefSeq and is a predicted model, not a curated record. NCBI's taxonomy places the organism in Eukaryota, Metazoa, Arthropoda, Malacostraca, Decapoda, Cambaridae.
GCCACCCCUGCGUCACCCUGGGCCACCCCUGCGUCACCCUGGGCCACCCCUGCGUCACCCUGGGCCACCCCUGCGUCACCCUGGGCCACCCCUGCGUCACCCUGGGCCACCCCUGCGUCACCCUGGGCCACCCCUGCGUCACCCUGGGCCACCCCUGCGUGGUUCUAAAUAAAUCAACAAUGAAUUUGUGGUGCGGCCUUCCUGCGGUGGAUGAGAGGAGGAGGUGAGCAGCGGCCACUGUGUAGAGCGAGCAGCGGACGACCCUCCGCGCCUCAAGGUGGACAAGGACAGCUUAUUUAAGCUUAGAGACAGUAGAACUAGAGGAAAUAGUUGAGACGUGAGGGAGGAAAGAGAGGAGUGGAGAGUGUAAGGACAGUGGUCCUUGUACUGGUGGUCAACACGUCAUGGAGGAGGACCCCUCCAGCCACAUGUUAGUACCCAUAUGUGACAAGGUACUCGCACCAUAGGGAAGAGUACUAGGCCUUACUUGAGCACGUGCCCUCCACCACCACGUGCCCUCCACCACCACGUGCCCUCCACCACCACGUGCCGUCACGUGCCACUGCUCCAAGAGCUCAAUAGUCUUCAUCUUGGAGUACAAACAAGUGUCAUUUAAUUUUAUAUUGAAAAUUAAUUAAAUUGCAAAUAUUUAGAGGAUUAUAUUAAACGUUCAAUACUCGUUGGAAAGAUGUGUGCCGCCCACCACCACCACCUCUCAACCUGCCAGUAACCUCACGCCUCCCCCCCGCCGCCCACACCACCCACCCACCUCGCCGCCGCCCACACCACCCACCCACCUCGCCGCCGCCCACACCACCCACCCACACGAUAGGCUCAAGUCACUCAGAAACAAACGGAACGAACAAACGUGUAUAUUUAUGGUGAAAACAAAGUGUGAACGUUGGCAAGCAUUAAUUACAGUGUGUUGGGUAGCGGGCAGCGUCGGGGCGGUAUACCCAGCUGGGCAUCGCUGCCCAGGGCCUGCACCACCCUCGUCUACACCCGCUCUCUAAACUAAAGCCAAAUUUUAGAUGGAAAAGUAAAAGUUUGUAUUGAUUGUGUAGAUGUUGACAAAUUAUAAACACGGAAAAAUUUAUAUCAUAAAACACGCAGUGAAGCCGCCAGUCUGUGUGGUCCAGGAUCGCUGCGUGACCCCACACUGACCCCCCCACACUGCGUGACCCCACACUGAGUGACCCCACACUGAGUGACCCCACACUGACCCCCCGCACUGAGUGACCCCACACUGCGUGACCCUACACUGAGUGACCCCACACUGAGUGACCCCACACUGAGUGACCCCACACUGCGUGACCCCACACUGCGUGACCCCACACUGCGUGACCCCACACUGAGUGACCCCACACUGCGUGACCCCACACUGCGUGACCCCGCACUGCGUGACCCCGCACUGCGUGACCCCGCACUGCGUGACCCCGCACUGCGUGACCCCGCACUGCGUGACCCCACACUGCGUGACCCCGCACUGAGUGACCCCACACUGCGUGACCCCGCACUGAGUGACCCCACACUGCGUGACCCCGCACUGCGUGACCCCGCACUGCGUGACCCCGCACUGCGUGACCCCACACUGAGUGACCCCACACUGCGUGACCCCACACUGCGUGACCCCACACUGCGUGACCCCACACUGCACCCCCCGCACUGAGUGACCCCACACUGCGUGACCCCACACUGCGUGACCCCACACUGAGUGACCCCACACUGCGUGACCCCACACUGUGACCCCACACCACGAGUGCCAACAUGUGAACAACAGUACUAAACACACAGUAGAAACAUUGGUGCCUUGUGCUUGGAGGAAGUUGUUAGUGCGUGUGUUUAUGGUGGCUGCCUUGGGCGGGGGAGCCAUGCAGGUGUUGGUGUGGGUGUUGGCGCGGGUGUUGGCGGGGGCCCUCACCUUCACCGCCGCUAUGCCUCACCAUCACUUCCCCAACAACCAACAAGCUGAGUACGUGACGACGCUGAGGUCAUACGAGGUGGUGACCCCGAUAAAGGUCACCAGCGAGGGAGACUUCCUCACCCACAACCUCCACCACGCCCACGCCCACGCCCACCCCAGCAGGAGCAAAAGACAGGCCAACUAUCAGGAGGCUCACCUCAACUAUGUCAUUCCGAUUGAUGGAGAAAAUCACCAAGUGUCGUUGCGGCCCAACCUGAAGUUCCUGGCGCCGCAUGCAGUGGUGGAACGGCGCGUCAACGGCUCUGUCCUCAACGGAGGCUCCCUGGUGGAGGUGAUCGGGUCGCAGCCUUCCUGCCACUACCACGGCUUCGUCAGGAACCACACCGCCUCCCGUGUCGCUCUCUCCACCUGCCACGGUCUGACUGGCGUCCUCCGCACCGACAACGAUGAGUACUUGAUCGAGCCCGUCCGUGGCCACGUCCACGGCAGCCCUCACCCACACCUGCUGUAUAGACGGUCAGCCCUGCCCACACCUGCAGCCCACACCUGCUCCACACCUGACUCUUACGCUGAGGCCGUCCGCGCCCGCGAGGCGUGGCAGGCCGCCCACCGCCCUCCUCCGCCCGCCCCAGGGGACACCAGCAUCAGCAGCAACAGCAGCAGCAGCAGCAGCAGCAGCAGCAGCAGCAGCAGCAGCACCAGCACCAGCAGCAGCAGCAGCACCAGCAGCAGCACCAGCAGCAGCAGGAGGAGGAAGAGGAGCGUGAGCGUGGAGAGGAACGUUGAGGUGAUGGUGGUGGCUGACAAGAAGAUGGUCGACUUCUACUCCAAUGAAGACAUCAGCACCUACAUUCUCACGGUGAUGAAUAUGGUGUCGAGCGUGUACCAUGACGCCAGUAUUGGCAACGCUGUGAACAUCUACGUGGUGAGGAUCAUGUUGCUUGAAGAUCCCCAGUAUGAGGAGGAACUGGACAUCAGCCACAACGCUGACAACACACUGAGGAGCUUCUGCCACUGGCAGCAGAUGAUCAACCCUGGCAACGAGACGCACCCGUACCAUCACGACGUUGCCGUCCUCAUCACCAGGUACAACAUAUGUAGCCGCGUGACGGAGAGGUGCGCCACUCUGGGGGUCUCCGAGAUCGCCGGCAUGUGUCAGCCGCUCAGGUCGUGCAACGUUAACGAAGACACGGGCCUGCAGAUCGCCUACACCAUCGCCCACGAACUCGGCCACAACUUCGCCAUGAACCACGACGGACCGCAGAAUGGUUGCGAGAGUCACUACGGGUCGAGCCAGCACGUGAUGUCCCCGCACCUCACCAGCGACGCCAUCCCCAUCACCUGGUCCAACUGUAGCAGGCAGGAGAUCACACACUUCCUCGACAAGGACUGGGGGUCGUGUCUGGAGGACGAGCCGCCCCAGGUGGAGUACACCUUCCCGCAGCUGCCGCCGGGCGCCAUGUACGACGCCGACCACCAGUGCCGCCUCAGCUUCGGCGCCGACGCCACCCACUGCUCGGGCCUGGAGGGCCCCGAGAGGGUCUGCCAGACGCUCUGGUGCCACUUAGACAACCGCUGCAUCACCAGGAUGGAGCCAGCUGCAGAAGGCACCCAGUGUGGCAAGCACAAGUGGUGUGCGUCGGGGGAGUGCGUGACCAUCGGGGACCGGCCGGCGGCCAUCCACGGCAACUGGGGGGAGUGGUCGUCGUGGUCGUCGUGCAGCAGGACCUGCGGCGCCGGCGUCGCCUCCGCCAGCAGACACUGCGACAACCCCGCCCCGGCCAACGGCGGCAGGUACUGUACCGGCGACAGGAAGAAGUACCGAAUCUGCAGUACUCAGGAGUGUGCUGAGAGCGGUGUGAGCUUCCGGGCCGUGCAGUGUUCCCAGCACGACUACCAACCCUACAAGGGCCACAACCACACCUGGCUCCCUGUCAUGUUUCACCACUCGCCGUGCCAGCUUGACUGUAAGCCUGACAACGAGUUCUACAGCGUGAAGCUGGAGGAGACAGUGGUGGACGGCACGCCGUGCAACCCGGGCUCCAGGGACCUGUGUAUCCACGGCGCCUGUAAGCGGGUGGCGUGCGACUGGACUAUAGAGGGCGGGGCUCAGGAGGACCGGUGCGGCCUGUGUCACGGUGACGGGACACAGUGCGUGACCACACGGGGCGUCUUCACCCUGGCCAGGAGCUCCGGCUACGUCACCAUCGUCACCUUCCCUCGUGACGCCCGUAACAUCAAGGUGAAAGAAGAGGGAGACGCCGCCAAUUACCUGGCUCUCAGGGACAACGACACCGCCACAUACUUCCUCAACGGCAACUGGAUCAUCCAGUGGUCGGGGGAGUACAGCGCUGACGGCAGCAUGCUCUACUACACCAGAGACGGAGAGACAGAGACUCUCUUCUUGCCGGGACCUGUCAAGCGCCCGCUCACUCUUAUGCUGUUGUUCCAGACCGAGAACCCCGGGGUGUGGUGGGAGUACACGCUGCCCCACCAGAACGCCACCUACACCCCCACCUUCUCCUGGCACCACUCUGACUGGUCCGUGUGCUCUGUCACCUGUGGAGGCGGCAUCCAGGUGUCAAAGGUGCAGUGUCUGGAGAAGGAAGCCGGUCUGGUAGAGGAGCAAUACUGCAGCGGCCAGUCUCGACCAGACGACCACACCAGGUCAUGCAACACCCACGCCUGCCCUGCCUGGUGGUGGUCAGGGCCCUGGCAGCCCUGCGCCAUCACGUGCGGCAGCGGUGGCAUCAGGAGGCGCACCGUCAUCUGCGUCCGCUCCUUUGGCCCCAGCGAGCAGAUGGCGCUGCUGGAUUCUGCGUGUGAGGAGAGCGAGAAGCCCCACGAGACAGAGGUGUGCCCACAGCUGCCCCUGUGCCCACAGCUGCUGGAGUGGAGUGUGGGGCCCUGGUGCCAGUCGUGCAGCCUGGACCCGUGUGACUUUGAGGAGCGCGAGGUGCUGUGUGUGGCGGCGGGGGGCAGCUGUGACCCCCUCUCACGUCCCCCAGACAGGCGUCAGUGUGGUAACAUCACCUGCGGUGUGUGGCAGGUGGGCACCUGGUCCAAGUGUUCUGCGCCUUGUGGUGAGGGAGUGCAGCUCCGCGACGUGGCGUGUGAGGGCGGCCUCGCCUGCCGGGAUGCUGACGAACCCAAGAGUGUACAGGAGUGUGUUGGCGACUGUCUCAGUGAUGACACACUCCUCGAGAUUGACGACGUUCUCAUGGAUACACUCUUGUCGACGACCCCUGCAGCUGACAUCUCCACUACACCUUCGACGACCCCUGCAGCUGACACCUCCACCUCUCCUGCUUCGACGACCCCUGCAGCUGACACCUCCACCACCCCUGCUUCGACGACCCCUGCAGCUGACACCUCCACCACCCCUGUUUCGACGACCCCUGCAGCUGACACCUCCACCUCUCCUGCUUCGACGACCCCUGUAGCUGACAUCUCCACCACUUCACCUUCGACGACCCCUGCAGCUGACACCUCCACCACCCCUGCUUCGACGACCCCUGCAGCUGACACCUCCACCUCUCCUGCUUCGACGACCCCUGCAGCUGACACCUCCACCACCCGUGCUUCGACGACCCCUGCAGCUGACACCUCCACCACCCGUGCUUCGACGACCCCUGCAGCUGACACCUCCACCUCUCCUGCUUCGACGACCCCUGUAGCUGACACCUCCACUACACCUUCGACGACCCCUGUAGCUGACACAUCCACUACACCUGUUUCGACGACCCCUGCAGCUGACACCUCCACUACACCUGCUUCGACGACCCCUGCAGCUGACACCUCCACUACACCUGCUUCGACGACUCCUGCAGCUGACACCUCCAUCACUCCUGCUUCGACGACCCCUGCAGCUGACACCUCCACUACACCUGCUUCGACGACCCCUGCAGCUGACACCACCACUUCACCUUCGACGACCCCUGCAGCUGACACCUCCACCACCCCUGCUUCGACGACCCCUGCAGCUGACACCUCCACUACACCUGCUUCGACGACCCCUGCAGCUGACACCUCCACCACUCCUGCUUCGACGACCCCUGCAGCUGACACCUCCACUACACCUGCUUCAACGACCCCUGCAGCUGACACCUCCACUCCACCUGUGACUACCACUGCAGCUGACACCUCCACAACACCUAUAAUGAACACUGCAGCUGACACCUCCACCACACCUAUAAUGACCACUGCAGCUGACACCACCACACCUAUAAUGACCACUGCAGCUGACACCUCCACCACACCUAUAAUGACCACUGCAGCUGACACCUCCACCACACCUAUAAUGACCACUGCAGCUGACACCUCCACCACACCUAUAAUGACCACUGCAGCUGACACCUCCACCACACCUAUAAUGACCACUGCAGCUGACACCUCCACCACACCUAUAAUGACCACUGCAGCUGACACCUCCACCACACCUAUAAUGACCACUGCAGCUGACACCUCCACCACAUCUGCUCCGACAACCACUACAUCUGACACCUUCAUCACUGCUCCUACGGCGACCAUUGCCGCCAACACCACCACAGCUGCUACGAUGAGUACUUCAGCUGACGCCUUCACCACAACUGGCAGCAUUUCGGGUGGUGUGUACUCCGCCGGUACUCGAGGUAGUUCUCCCCCCACCAUCUUCACCACACCACACACCUCAACGCUCCCUGCUAUCCCCACCACAACCUAUGUCCUUACUAACUCUACAAUUCACAACAGCCAUUCCAUCCUCACUGUUUCUACCACACCCAAGUCCUACAAGAGCAGCAACACCGCUGAUUCAGCUGCAGCUGAUCCACCUCUGUUUACACCAAAAAUCACAGCUGAUUCUACCACAGCGUCGUCUAUCAUCUGGCCUACAACCCCAGAAUCAACCACAACAGCAUCAAGGACCACAGCAGCUGAGGUAGCAGCUACCACCCCAAAACCAACCACGACACAAUUGACCACAUGGGAUGAAGAAACCACAGUCUCCUCAGGCAAUGUUGUGAAUGCAGCACCGACGAUGCCUUCAGUUCAUCUUGUGGAAGAAACAAGCAUAGAAAAGACCACUUCAGCCAUUGGAGUUUCUUCACCGAAUUUGACAGAGAAGACACAAUCAGAGACUACUACAGGGAUUCCUUCAACCACUGUGCCUUUCUCCACCACUUUAACGGUCAGAAACUUCAGUAUCCCUGAGACGCCCACAAAAGCCGAGUCCGAGACCCCAGUCUUGACCAGAGAGAUGGUUCCGCUGCUUCAAACGAACUUAUCCGAGAAGGAUACUUUCCCAAAGAACGAAUCAAGUUUUGAAGACAGAGUACAAGAUGACCAACAGGACAAUAAAGAAGUUCAAAGCAGAAAUACAACAGGUGCUGCCAUGAAAAAUCUUAAGUCUACUAGUAAUGGAAAUGAUACAGAAGAUAAUCAGAACGAUAAUACAAUAACAAUUGAAGCCUCGUCGGAAGGCACCAAGACUCAGGAUACGUUGAGUUACACUAUAUCAGAAAGUCAUCCAGAAAUUGAUCAUGAAAAUGUCCAAGUUCUUGAAACUUUCAAUGAAGUUGACGUUAACUCUAAGCUGAAGGAUGAAAUGGCCAUAAAUGACAUCUCUUCGUCAGAGAACAAGUUGUCUGAUGAGGAAACGAAGAGAGAUCCCCAGUCGCCCCAUGGUACCCGAGCUACAAUAUCAACUUCGACUACGUCUUUGGGUGGGACACUAGGACCAAGUGAAGGCUUACUUUCCACAGAGGAACCUUCCGCGAGAGAGCAGCUCACAGAGGUGGAAGAACCUGUCAAAGAAGAUGACGAUCAACGACCGGAUGGAAUCAUCGAGGAUAAAAUCAAUGUCGAUGAUUUUGAGGUGAUUGAGAUUGUUGAACUUCCUCCGAAGAGUGAAGGGAAGAAGACCAGAAAGAAGGUCCUCCUCCAUAGCGGAGCCAAGGCUGUCGACGUCCUGUACGAGCUGGCUGAAGAGCAAGCAGCGAAAAAGGCCGCCAGCAAGACCUCAGUGGAUACCAGCUUGGACUACAUCGUCCCGGACUACGAGUGGGACGCCAGCCUCUGGUCACAGUGCAGCGCGGAGUGUGGCGGUGGUGUACAGCGGCGGAGCAUCAGAUGUCUGGAGCGCGCAAGCAACAGCCUCGUCGAUCCACAACUGUGCAGCAUCCCUCCUGCAAACCUGCAACCUUGCAACACAGAGGUGUGUGGGGAGUGGGUGGUGGGUGCGUGGGGCGAGUGUUCCUCAUCAUGUGACCUCGGGGAGCGAGUGCGGUCAGUAAAGUGCGUCGGUGGCGCUCGGUGUCUCUCGGACACCAGACCGCUCGAGGUGCAGCCUUGUGAACUGCAGUCCUGCGUCACCUGGGUCGAGGGCCCCUGGAGCCUCUGUACGAAGACGUGUGGGGGCGGGUACCAGAUCCGUCAUGUGAAGUGUGUGGACGUGCGGACGCAGGAUGCAGCAGACACCUGCCUGAAGGAUGUCAAGCCCAAACACAAAAUGGCGUGCCACAACGACCGCUGCCCCAAGAACAGGCGAGGUCAGCAGCGGCGGUGCAAGGACAGGCUGGACACAAAGCUGUGCAAGAAACUGAAGCAUAUGUGCAGCACCAAGUUUUUCCGAGUCAAGUGUUGCAGGACCUGCCUUAGACGCGACGAGUGAAGUGCAGUGGCUUCCUCCAUGACCUUGUGGCAACAGCUAACUGCCCUUCGAGCUCCAGCAGGCGUCUCCUCCCCCUCACAGCACCAUCUAUUGCACUUGGGGCUUCCGGGCCCUAGACAAGUGACUCUUUGACCCAACAAAAGCAUAUGAAAAAGCAUUCGUGAAAGCAUAUGUUUGGUGGGGCUCGAAGUCAGGAUUUGGUGACCAGUGCGGGCGAGGCAACCAAUCUUGUACCCGCGGGUCACUCCUGGACUUGGGAGGGGGGGGGGUGUCACUUGCGGCGUCAUCUCACGUUGUGGAGGAGCAGGACUAUGCUAGAAUGUAGUCACAGGGACCUAGACAGCUGUUUGGAAGAGAAGAGCAGCAGCGGUCACACUGUAUAACAUCAAUGAAAUGUUAAAUAACACUAAACACGAAGCCUAAGUAAAGGUGAUGCCAGUGAAGGUUAAAAGUUAGUGGUGUGAAAACAAUUCCUUUACUUGGUACUUAUUGCGAUAUGUACAAAUAUUACACCUGAAGUGAUAACAUUGAUGCCAUAUCAUGAAAUGUGUGUGUAGCAACCUUGCUGUAUGUCAUCAAUGACCAUAUUAACUAAAUUCUUCAUGUGUGCCAAAGGUCAUGUUGUCCUGUACACAGGUCAUGUGUGCCAUGACGUGCCAAAGGUCAUGUGGUCCUGUACACAGGUCAUGUGUGCCAUGACGUGCCAAAGGUCAUGUUGUCCUGUACACAGGUCAUGUGUGCCGUAACGUGCCAAAGGUCAUGUUGUCCUGUACACAGGUCAUGUGUGCCGUAACGUGCCAAAGGUCAUGUUGUCCUGUACACAGGUCAUGUGUGCCGUAACGUGCCAAAGGUCAUGUUGUCCUGUACACAGGGCAUGUACAACAUUGACGUGCCAAAGGUCAUGUUGUCCUGUACACAGGUCAUGUACAAAAACGACGUGCCAAAGGUCAUGAUGUCACAGAAAAAACUUUAGCUAGCAAAUAUAAACUUUUGUAAUAUGAUCGCGAGCAAUAUAACUGUACUCUGUACUCAGUUCACUCCAGAAAGCAGUAAAAGUU